Molecule: messenger RNA, 327 nt
Organism: Torulaspora delbrueckii
Lineage: Eukaryota; Fungi; Ascomycota; Saccharomycetes; Saccharomycetales; Saccharomycetaceae
Gene: RPS25A
Product: 40S ribosomal protein eS25
Exons: 1
Coding region: 1-327 (108 amino acids)
Cellular component (GO): cytosolic small ribosomal subunit
Molecular function (GO): structural constituent of ribosome
Source: RefSeq, a predicted model, not a curated record
AUGCCUCCAAAGCAACAGUUGUCCAAAGCUGCUAAAGCUGCUGCCGCUCUUGCCGGUGGUAAGAAGUCCAAGAAGAAGUGGUCCAAGAAGUCUCACAAGGACAAGGCUCAACACGCUGUCAUUUUGGAUCAAGAGAAAUACGACAGAAUCUUGAAGGAAGUCCCAACCUACAGAUACGUCUCUGUCUCCGUUCUAGUUGACAGAUUAAAGAUUGGUGGUUCUAUGGCCAGAAUUGCUUUGAGAGAUUUGGAAGGUAAGGGUAUCAUCAAGCCUGUCUCCAAGCACUCCAAGCAAGCCAUCUACACCAGAGCUGCUGCUUCUGAAUAG